Messenger RNA from Pectinophora gossypiella (pink bollworm), 577 nucleotides. Its product is annotated as ejaculatory bulb-specific protein 3-like. The record is from RefSeq and is a predicted model, not a curated record. Bases 145 to 504 code for a protein of 119 amino acids. NCBI's taxonomy places the organism in Eukaryota, Metazoa, Arthropoda, Insecta, Lepidoptera, Gelechiidae. The transcript has 3 exons.
AAGUUAUAUGUAUAAGACAGUGCAUAGGUAGCCAUUUUAACCUUGUAGGGACACGGGAGUGCGUAUAAAAGGAAUAAACCCACCGAACACGGCUUCAUUUGGCUUGUCUAUUCAACUGAUUAAUACAAAUCUCACUCUGUAGAAAUGAAGUUGUUCAUUGGAUUAUGCUUGAUGGCGAUGGCUGCUGCCCAGACGUACAGCCCUGAGAAUGACAACCUGGACAUUGAAGCCGUGGUCAACAAUGACGACACCCUGAAAGCUUUCUACGGUUGCUUCAUGGAAACUGGCUCUUGCGAUGCCGUACAAGCGGAUUUUAAGAAGGACCUCCCCGAGGCAGUGGAGCAGGCGUGUGCUAAAUGCACUUCAGCGCAGAAGCACAUCCUCAAGCGCUUCCUGGAAGCGCUAAAGCAGAAGUUCCCUCAAGAGUAUGAAGAGUUCAGGAAGAAGUUCGACCCUGAAACCAAGUACUUCACAAAACUGGAAACUGCUGUCGCCAACUCUUAAAUGUUUCCAGAAUAUCCUUUAAGUGUCUAGAAGUAAGAAUUUUAAUUUCUUGAAAUAAAUAUUUUUAUACAUA